AAAGCAGGGUCAUCAGAAGCCUCUCGAUGCAAAAGAUGAUAAUACCGAGAAACAGUGCCCAGUGACAGUGAACCCUUGGCACAUGAAGAAAGCAUUUAAAGUCAUGAACGAAUUAAGAAGUCAAAAUUUGCUGUGUGAUGUCACAAUUGUGGCCGAAGACAUGGAAAUCUCUGCGCACAGAGUGGUGCUGGCCGCCUGUAGUCCUUAUUUUCAUGCCAUGUUUACAGGUGAGAUGAGUGAGAGCCGAGCAAAGAGAGUUCGAAUAAAAGAGGUAGAUGGCUGGACCCUGAGGAUGCUAAUUGAUUAUGUUUACACUGCAGAAAUUCAGGUUACAGAAGAAAACGUGCAGGUACUUCUGCCAGCAGCUGGUCUAUUACAAUUACAGGAUGUGAAGAAGACUUGCUGUGAAUUUUUGGAAUCCCAGCUUCACCCUGUCAACUGUUUAGGAAUCCGGGCCUUUGCCGACAUGCACGCAUGUACAGACCUCCUGAAUAAGGCCAACACCUAUGCAGAGCAACACUUUGCUGAUGUUGUACUUAGUGAAGAAUUUCUCAACCUUGGCAUUGAACAAGUGUGCAGCUUAAUCUCCAGUGACAAACUUACCAUUUCCUCAGAAGAGAAGGUAUUUGAAGCAGUGAUAGCAUGGGUGAACCAUGACAAGGACGUGCGGCAAGAGUUCAUGGCCCGGCUGAUGGAGCAUGUCCGCUUGCCUCUGCUUCCUCGGGAGUAUUUAGUUCAGAGGGUUGAAGAAGAAGCGUUGGUCAAGAAUAGCAGUGCUUGCAAAGAUUACCUCAUUGAAGCUAUGAAGUAUCACUUGCUGCCAACAGAGCAGCGGAUAUUAAUGAAGAGUGUCCGGACCCGGCUGAGGACACCCAUGAACCUUCCCAAGCUGAUGGUAGUGGUUGGGGGCCAAGCCCCAAAGGCAAUCCGAAGCGUGGAGUGCUACGACUUCAAAGAAGAGCGGUGGCACCAGGUGGCAGAGCUGCCUUCGCGGAGGUGCAGGGCAGGGAUGGUCUACAUGGCUGGGCUUGUUUUUGCUGUUGGUGGCUUUAAUGGCUCCCUAAGAGUUCGCACUGUGGAUUCCUACGACCCUGUGAAGGACCAGUGGACGAGCGUGGCUAACAUGCGGGAUCGGAGGAGCACUUUGGGAGCUGCUGUGCUGAAUGGAUUGCUGUAUGCGGUGGGAGGCUUUGAUGGGAGUACAGGCCUAUCUUCUGUGGAAGCAUAUAACAUAAAGUCUAAUGAGUGGUUUCAUGUAGCUCCAAUGAACACUCGAAGAAGCAGCGUGGGUGUAGGCGUUGUUGGAGGACUGCUGUAUGCUGUUGGGGGCUACGAUGGGGCGUCCCGCCAGUGUCUGAGCACCGUGGAAUGCUACAAUGCCACUGCCAACGAGUGGACCUACAUCGCGGAGAUGAGCACCCGGCGCAGCGGGGCAGGUGUAGGUGUGUUAAACAACUUGUUAUAUGCUGUGGGCGGUCAUGACGGCCCGUUAGUACGCAAAAGCGUUGAAGUCUAUGAUCCCACCACGAACUCGUGGAGACAGGUUGCAGACAUGAACAUGUGCAGAAGAAACGCAGGAGUCUGUGCAGUCAAUGGUCUGUUGUAUGUUGUUGGAGGGGAUGACGGGUCCUGUAACUUGGCAUCCGUAGAAUAUUAUAACCCCACCACAGAUAAGUGGACCGUCGUGUCUUCCUGUAUGAGCACGGGGAGAAGCUAUGCGGGGGUCACAGUAAUUGAUAAGCCGUUAUGAGCCCAGAGGACAUUCGUGGCAUAUUUACACGUGAGAAUCAGGCCUUGGCAGGUGUUUCUGAAGUGACUGAGAACCUGGCGCCUCACCACUUGCAGCUGCGCUUUCAGUCUCGGCAGAGGACGAGACCACCUGCCUUUCUAAGCCUCGGAUUCUGAAGAUUAUUUUCGGUAGAAGCACCGUGUAGGGUUUUUCUGCAAUGAGCAGCAGCUGACUGAAUUUUCCUAAGAAGCCUGGACUGCAGCGCUUGCUCUGCGGCCCCAGCCAACAGUUGCUUUCCUACAGACUGGCUCCUGCCAGCCUUGAGUGACUGGAUUAUCGUGUGAAGGAGGAUAAGAGUGUCCUUGUAAAAUUAAAGUUUAUCUUUAUUCCUUCUCUUGAAAAUCUGUGUUACCCAGGAACUGAGAAUCUUGGAAAAGGUAUUAAAAUCUACGUAAGUAUACAAAGUAGUUGAGGAAUAAAACUGUUUGCUUUUUUAAAUAUCUUUGAUUACAUGAAUAUAAUAAAUCGUGUGCAUAUAAAUGUGUGUCUAUAUGCUUUCCCUUAAACAUGUUUGAAAAGAUGUUUGGAACUUGAUUAUCCUAUUUAUAAUGGCACAGUACUUUGAAUUAUGCCAGUACUACAUUGUAAAACAGAGUUGUAUUUUUUGAUAUUUAACAAUGCUUAACACUUUAAAAUGCCACUUCUGAGGAAUGAAAAUGGUGUGACACACUUGAAUAUGUGUGAUGCCAAACUUUUUUAAAUAAAAUAUAAAUUAUGCUUAUUUAUUAUUUUCUUUAGUUUAAUCUCGGUCAUGUUUUGGUGUGUUUUUAAUUUUUUUCUCAAGGUAACACUUUGGCAUGACUAUAACUGCAGGUUUUGAUGACUAUAAUGAAUGUAUGGAAUUCAACUGAAUUUGCAUGGUCUUAAGAGCUUUUCCUGUGUGUGUCCAUUUAGCUGCUAUUAACAGAAGAGGCAGCUUUCUGUGAGUAGCCACGUGUGGUGGUUGGUUAGUUUUUCUGAGAUCUUCAAGUAAUCUGACUUUAAAGAUGACCAAAACAUGUCUUUCUUGAAUUAUCUUUGAAUAAAAAUUUGUAUACUAUUUGUUUCAG
Messenger RNA from Octodon degus (degu), 2838 nucleotides. RefSeq names its product kelch like family member 2 (gene Klhl2). The record is from RefSeq and is a predicted model, not a curated record. NCBI's taxonomy places the organism in Eukaryota, Metazoa, Chordata, Mammalia, Rodentia, Octodontidae. The transcript is spliced from 14 exons. The coding region runs from base 83 to 1750 and encodes 555 amino acids. Gene Ontology annotation, molecular function: protein binding.